Striga asiatica is the source of this 945-nucleotide messenger RNA. NCBI's taxonomy places the organism in Eukaryota, Viridiplantae, Streptophyta, Magnoliopsida, Lamiales, Orobanchaceae. The record is from the annotation of a GenBank genome assembly.
AUGGGUUGGAGAGGGAUAUUGGGUUUCGACUACGGGAUUGUUCAGGCGCCAUUAGGGCCCGAUAUUUCGGGCCCAGAGCUCGUUGCAGCUGCUGCUAAUGCUGGUGGUCUUGGUUUUCUCAGAACCCCUGAUUGGCUGGCCUUUGUACCUUGUGUACUAAAAUCCUCACGAGCUGCUGCAUGUUGUUUGUCUUCAUGCAAGGAGGAGGAGGCACCAGAUUAUGUGAAAGAACUUAUAAGGAAAACUCGGAGUUUGACCAAUAAACCAUUUGGGGUAGCUGUUGUUCUAGCAUUUCCUCAUGAGGAGAAUAUAAAGGCUAUACUGGAGGAAAAAGUCGCAAUUUUGCAAGUUUAUUGGGGUGAAUGUUCGAAAGAUCUCGUACUUCAGGCUCAUCAAGCCGGCGUAAAGGUUAUACCCCAAGAUGGAUUAAUCACAUUAUUGCCGAGAGUGGUGGAUCUUGUUCAUGGUCGUGAUAUUCCUAUAAUAGCCGCUGGGGGUAUAGUGGACGAGCGCGGUUAUGUCGCUGCUCUCGCCCUUGGGGCCCACGCUGUUGCUAUGGGCACAAGGUUCCUAGCAACAGAGGAAAGCUAUGCUCACCCCAUAUACAAGGCGAAGUUGGUUGAACUACAAAAAACGGAGUACACGGACGUGUUUGGGCGCGCAAGAUGGCCCGACGCACCUCACCGCGUCCUAACAACUCCCUUCUUCAUGGACUGGAGGACCCUUCCAAGCGACGAAAAAGAAAUUCGGCGUUUUGCGGGUACAGUUCCAAAUGCGUCGACAACAGGUGAUAUAGAGAGCAUGGUAAUGUAUGCAGGACAAUGUGUGGGCCUCAUUAAGGAAAUUUUGCCUGCGGGCGAAGUUAUAAAGAGAGUUGUGGAAGGGGCUCAAGCACUAAUUCUGAAAGAGUUUGCAGCAGAUAAAAAUUCUGGAGAGCACAUUUAG